GAUGGAUAAAGAUGAUGCAGAUAGAGAGAGAAAGUAGAUAACAAAAUGAACAAGGAAAUGAAAUCAUGUGCUAAUGGAACAGGAAAUGUUUACUGAAAAGUAGAGCUACCGACCAAAUCCAGCCAAACACAACUCAAUCAAGUGAGUUGCUCAAGGAUUAGUGUCGAUGAGCUCAGUACUCGAUUCACCUCCUCUCUCAUAUAAAUCGAGCAUUCGACUCUCUUCCCUCGUCCCACCACUCGACCUCUCCCUUUUGAUCUCUUCUCUUCUUUCUUCUUCAGCUUGAAACCACCAUAGCUAGCCAGCAUGGGCAGGUCUCCGUGCUGUGAGAAGGCUCAUACGAACAAGGGAGCUUGGACGAAAGAGGAAGACGAGAAGCUGAUCUCUUACAUCAAGGCCCAUGGCGAAGGCUGCUGGAGAUCACUCCCCAAAGCUGCAGGUCUGCUUCGAUGUGGCAAGAGCUGCCGGCUCAGGUGGAUAAACUACCUCCGCCCCGAUCUCAAGCGCGGCAACUUUACGGCGGCAGAAGACGAGCUCAUCAUCAAGCUCCAUGGCUUGCUUGGGAACAAAUGGUCUCUCAUAGCAGGGCGAUUGCCGGGUAGGACCGACAACGAGAUCAAGAACUACUGGAAUACAACCAUCAAGAGGAAGCUCCUCGGCCGUGGCCUCGACCCUCAGACUCACCGACCCAUCGAGCUGAUCACUAACCCCUUCGCUACCUUAAAACAACAAGACGUGUCCAUGGCUCAGGACUGCACGACUGUAGCAAAGGUCAUAAACUUCUCCAGCGACGACGGCAGCAGCAGCAGCACCGACCUCAAUCUCGAUCUCUCCAUAAGCCUUCCUUACCACCCUUCUGCAGAAGUGUCAGUGGCAACCACAUCACAAUACUUUGUGCUGCAAUCUCGGUUUAACCCAAGCUAGUACUGAAGCCUGUAGCUGCGCCCAGAACAUCCCAAAAACACUUGUAUUUAGUUACAGUAGAGGGAGGACAACACAUACAGCUUAGAUGAGUAAAGGUGCUUCAGUAGCCAAUUCUGAUGUGUGUACUUUUUUUGCAUGCGAAAAAGGUUCUUCUGCAACAAAACGAACUGAAGUGAUAAGGGAAGCCCGGCACCGGCGGGUACGUUCUCGUUGUUGGCAUCCGAUUUGAGGCCUUUUUGUCACGUAGGGUGGCGUGGGGAAACAUGUGAAGUUCUUGGUCGCACAAGAAUCAGUAGUUUAAUGAUUGAUGACAUGAAUGAAACAAGGUUGGGUGCUGUGCCCGCAGGAUAACAUCAGACAGUAGGCGAAUAAAUUAUUCUCCAGUUUAUUGACAUGACCUGUGAGGAAUCUCCAGCUUGCUCAUCCAACUUAGACUGCCUCAAAGCAACCUAAAUGUCACUGCUUAUUCCUAGUUUGUUAAUUGUAAGGCAUGCUUAGGCUGUUUAAUUAAAUCUUGAUCCACUUAAUUGGCAUUGCUUUGGACCAGGAUAACAAUUUGAGGCUGUUGACGACACGGGACAGGCUUUGCGAUUAUUUCAAUAAUGCAUCAAGGCCCAUAGCCGUAUAAUAAUGCAUCAGAGAGAGAGAGAGAGUGAGAGAAAGCUACUACUUCCUUUUCUUGUCAUUCUGCGUCUCCCGCUCUCGAUCCAUUCAAUACUUCUCCCUAUCAGAUCUUUCUUCCCCCUUCGCCUCUUCAUGAUUCCUUCUAUUUCUCUCUUGCAGUUUUUUUUUUUAUAGUCUUGAUUUACGUGUUCUUGGCAGAAAACUUUCAGAGGUCGAUGGGGAGCUUCUAAGACCAGACCACCCUCUGCCAUCCCAUUCUGGUCACUAUGUCUUUGAUCGUUUUAUUUCUAGUUGCAACAUUGGUGAAGGUGGCAUCGCUCUAGCAGAAGCCGUACAUGGGUCAGCCCCUGAUAUAGCUGGAAAGAAUCUUGCAAACCCAACUGCUCUCCUGCUGAGUUCCGUUAUGAUGUUGCGCCACUUGAGGCUUACCGACAAAGCUGACCAAAUCCACAAUGCUAUACUUAAUACCAUUUCAGAAGGAAAGUAUCGAACGGUUGAUCUUGGUGGGAAUUCGUCAACUACAGAUUUUACAAAGGCAGUAUGCGAUCAUCUUUAGAAAGUUUGUGGCAGCACACCCGGAUAACUGGAUGGUACCAAUCAAAAUAGCGUUUGUUGAAGCGUGGAAAAGCCAAACUACCGCGUAGCUGAGCUGAAGGGUUGAAAGAAAGCAAUAGAGGGGCUUCUCGCGACGACUCCCUCCAUGCCAUGGUUCGAUUUCUGUCCCGACGACCAAUGGUGAAUCACAGGAGCAUAUGGGUCGAUUUCUGUCCCGGGAGUCAAGCUAAUAAACAACGGCAGUCAUUUUGGUUUAGAAUGGUGAGGGAUAUGCUCAACCAGAGACGUGCUUUUGACAAGUUUAUUUCAGAGAAUUUUUCUUCCAUCUCCAUGUUAAUUGACAUCUUCGUCAUCCUAACGCGCCAUCAUGACUUGGAAAUGCUCCGCUAAUUGAUAUGUUUUCUCUGUCACCAGAUUGACAUUACA
Messenger RNA from Musa acuminata AAA Group (dessert banana), 2529 nucleotides. RefSeq names its product MYB-like transcription factor 4. Bases 307 to 924 code for a protein of 205 amino acids. The transcript is spliced from 6 exons. NCBI's taxonomy places the organism in Eukaryota, Viridiplantae, Streptophyta, Magnoliopsida, Zingiberales, Musaceae. The record is from RefSeq and is a predicted model, not a curated record.